Somion occarium is the source of this 231-nucleotide messenger RNA. The record is from the annotation of a GenBank genome assembly. NCBI's taxonomy places the organism in Eukaryota, Fungi, Basidiomycota, Agaricomycetes, Polyporales, Cerrenaceae.
AUGGCUCGCCGUUCAGCACCGCCAAACGCAGGUCCUGCAUACUACGGAGCACCCACUCAACGUCGCCAGCUGAACGACCCCAAUGAGUCUGCUUUCUCUCGAUUCAUGCGCGAGGAGGUUUGGGCAGCAGAGAAGUUGCCAGGAAAUGUCAACAUCGUAACUGGUUUGGCACUUUUCUUUGGAGGAAUCUUCGCGAUCAGGACUUGGGGAGACCAGAUGAUUACAGUUUGA